Molecule: messenger RNA, 3543 nt
Organism: Oryzias melastigma (Indian medaka)
Lineage: Eukaryota; Metazoa; Chordata; Actinopteri; Beloniformes; Adrianichthyidae
Gene: srfb
Product: serum response factor b
Exons: 8
Coding region: 378-2111 (577 amino acids)
Biological process (GO): positive regulation of transcription by RNA polymerase II
Molecular function (GO): DNA-binding transcription factor activity, RNA polymerase II-specific; protein dimerization activity; serum response element binding
Source: RefSeq, a predicted model, not a curated record
AUGAUGUAGGAAAAGUGACGCUUUUACGAAUUUGACAGCAUAAAUGUGUUGUUAUUGUCUGUAUUUUUAACUCAUACGGAGAACUAUGUGACGCAGCGGAGUCACAUCAACGGAGCUGUUCGCACUUUCCUUUUUGAGAAAGUACGGAGAGUUUUGGAAAUAGAGGAGGAGUGUGGACCGAACGGAGCCGGGUUCGCGGGUCCGGGGGCAGCAUCACUUUCAAAGUUUGGAUCACUAAUGUCUCGUAGUGUCCAAACCAACUGAGCGGUUUGUUUACAUUGCGUGGCCCCGGCGUGUGUGCGAUAUAUCAGACACUCACGCAGCGCCACGCUCCAGCUUCUCUGGCUGGUGUCUCGAAACUCGGUUCACUAAAUAGAAUGUUACCCAGCCAGGCUGGAUCGGUACCAUCUGGAAACGGGUCAGCAUCCGGCAAGGGCACCACAGGUCACGGUUCGGGGGUUGUCGGCGGCGGGAUUCGUCCCGUCUUGGUCCGACCGGGGCUCAGCGACGGCUCGGGUGCAGCGGGGCGACACGGGGACGCGGUCGGGAUGCUCGGAGCCAACGGUCCCGGCGGUUCGAGGGGCGCGAGGCCGGGAAACGGAACCGGUGUGAACCCUCUGCAGGCUGGCGUCCCGGGACACAUGGUGGGGCUGAACGCGGGCGUCGUGAUGCCCAUGGGGGCCCGGUUCGACCCGGAGCGGGUGUGCAGCGGCUCCGACAACGACUCCGAGUCCGGGGACGACGACGACCCGGUGGGGUCACUCGGGGACACCAGGAGAGGGGUGAAGCGGGAGAGGGGGGAGAUGGAGGCUGUGGCGGCGGGGCAGGAGAUGGGAGUUACCCCCGGAGAUUACGGCAUGGUGUCCGGGGGAGUCGCCGGGGCGAAACCCGGGAAGAAGACCCGAGGGCGCGUGAAGAUUAAGAUGGAAUUCAUAGACAACAAGCUGAGGAGGUACACCACCUUCAGCAAAAGGAAGACGGGCAUCAUGAAGAAGGCGUAUGAACUUUCCACCCUCACAGGAACCCAGGUUCUGCUGCUGGUGGCCAGUGAAACGGGUCACGUCUACACCUUCGCCACCCGAAAGCUCCAGCCCAUGAUUACCAGCGAAACGGGCAAGGCCUUGAUCCAGACAUGCCUGAACUCGCCGGACUCGCCGCCCCGCUCCGACCCCUCCAUGGACCAGCGCAUGAGCGCCACAGGCUUUGAGGAGACGGAUCUUACCUACCAAGUGUCAGAGUCGGAGAGCAUGGGAGACUCAAAGGAAGCCCUGAAGCCCACGUUCACGGUGGCCAACAUACCGGGCACCACCAGCAGCGCGCCCUCCACCGUGCCCACCACCUCCACCACCAUGCAGGUGAGCAGCGGCCCGUCCUUCCCCAUCACCAACUACAUGGCGCCGGCGUCGGCCAGCAGCAACGUCAGUGCAAAUGGGACCGUCCUGAAAACCGCCCCUGCAGGAGUCAUGCAGCUGCCCAGCGGCUUCACCUUCAUGCCUGCCGGCACUCCUCUCCCCCCCGGCACCCCCACCAUUCCUCUGAGCCAGUUGCAGCAGCACUCCCUGGCGCUCCAGGGGCAGCAUGGCCAGGCGCUGGCCGCCGCCCAACCGCCGCAGCAGGGACAGCAGGCUGUCUUCCGCUUCCCUGCUGCUGUCUCCCUCACAGGACCCGGCAUUCCCCAGCAGCUCCAGGCCAUCCAGGUCCAUCCCAACACGCAGCCCACCUCCAACAGCGACAGCAGCCCCGACAUCUCCCACACCUCCACCAACUCCACCACAACCGUAAGUCUCCCAGCAACCAUCGUCACUUCGUCGGUGCCGACGUCUGUGGCGGGUCACAUGAUGUACCCCAGCCCUCACACAGUCAUGUACGCGUCCACGCCGGCGCUGGCUGACGGAGGGCUGGCCGUGCUCAACGCCUUCUCCCAGGGAACCUCCGCCAUGCAGGUGUCCCAUGCACAAGCCCAGGACACGGGUGCUGUCUCUCAGGUGUUCCUCACUGCACCUCCAGGAACGGUGCAGAUUCCCGUCUCGGCUGUGCAGCUACACCCAGUACGGCAAGAUCUGCAUUUUACAAAUGGUGAUUGGGCAGCAGACGAGCGGCGGCAGCAGUAAUUUGACGGAGCUCCAGGUCGUCAACCUGGACGCAGCGCAGAGCUCGAAGAGCGACUGACGGACGGACGGCUAGAGCUGUUUAACACAACAAACACACACAGAUCUCUAUUUAUUGAUGCCUUCCUAAAAAAAGCUUCACUUCACUCUUUUGAAUGUGAUUUCUACAUAUUAAAACACAAUCAGGGGCAAACGUGUAACCGAGCCCGGUCAGUUAGUUUUUUUUUUUUUGGUAUAAAAUGUGUAAAUAUAAAUAUGUAUAUCGCAAAUGAAUAGGAAAUAUAUCACUGUAACAUCAGAGCCUAUUUUCUACGCUGUUAGAUUGUGUUACUUUUGUCGUGUGAGCAUGUAUUUUGGGGGUAAAGUGUAAUUACAGACACACGCUUCAGGUGCCAGAGCUUCACACCAGCCAAAGAGACGUUUCGUCUGAAUGUUCCAGCGGUUUCAGCACAACCUUUGCUUUGGGGCAGGGCAAAGAAAAACAUACAUUUGGAAAUGUAAAUAUAGUUUUUUUUUUUUUUUUUUUUAAUAUUAAUGAAGUGUAUUUUUAGUCGUCUCAGUUUUUUUUAAGGAGACGAUACGAUUUAAAAGCAGAGUAAUUUACACAAAUGUGUAUUCAAUAUUCUUUCACAUGGUUUGAUUUACUGUCACUAGUUUUUCACUACCAAACAGGUAAAAAACAAUCUGGAUUAUGAAAGUAAUUUUCUGGAUUAUAAUCUUUGCACGAGCAGCUGAGGAAGUGACAGAUUUGGAUUUACUGCCAUUGUAGAUUUUCUUUUCCUGGAACAUUUUAAAUAACCAACGGUUAACAUGACUCAUAAUCCCAUUAAUCCAUACUCUGACAUUUGGUUGUGAAAAUGAUAAUGUGAUUAAAACUUAAUGGGAGUAAACUGAUUCUUCAGUUGAUUGGUUUUAAAGGCGAUUCUCAUUUUUGCUCUGGUUUGUCUUUUGAUGGAAGCAAAAACUGUAAAGUGUUUGCCGAUUAGUAAUUUAUCUUCAAGUGAAGCAGAUUUAAGUCCAGGAUAAUCAGUCACGAUGGGUUUCUUCAGAUGAUGAGACGUUUUUAAAAAAACUCCUUAUGGAUUCUGAGCCUAACCGACUGCAAUCACUGAGUCGAGCCUUUCUGCACCGUAGUGCCUCUUUAUCUGUGGCUGAUUUCUGAAGAUGCAGGAGUUUCUUCCUUUGAAGCCGUCACCCAAUCCUCCAGUUCUCCUCCGGCUCUCCAGAAGGAGCCGGAUCCCUGAGCAGAGGAGGGUGGAGUUUACUCCCUGCUCCUUCUGAGGAAAAGGACUUUUUCUGAUGGGUAUAAAGGAAUGUUUAUUUUGAAAGAUUGAAUAGAUUUUAGUGGUUUUCACCUCAUCACUGACAGAAAUGCUCUAUUUGUGUAUUUUUGUUUUACUGUACAAACAUUUUGUAAUAAAACAAGAUUACUUAA